Molecule: messenger RNA, 3216 nt
Organism: Poecilia reticulata (guppy)
Lineage: Eukaryota; Metazoa; Chordata; Actinopteri; Cyprinodontiformes; Poeciliidae
Source: RefSeq, a predicted model, not a curated record
AGCUCCCCACAUGCCUGUUCACAACACCAGACAAUCCUCUUCCUGGGAUUUUAUUCUUCCCUUUUAUUACCAUACCAUCAGUGCAUCACAUAGGGACACCACAAACCACAUCUUUUCACAUCAGUAGAAUAAAUGUUAGGCAGCUUAAUUUAAAAUCAACAUUACAUAACAAAAAUUGCAUGUUGUUAAAGUUAAUGAACUCAAAUAGCCUAGACAGUUCUUGGUAAAACUGCAAUUCAUCAGCCAGCUGUCAAAGCAGUGUAUUUAAAAAGCCACUCCUUAGCUUAAUCAUUGCAGUCUUAAAUAUUUGUUCUGUUUUUUUACAAUCAUUUUUUGUGCAAGCUUGCCUCUCAAUUACAGACUCAUUGAGUUGCUCCCCUCUUUUGCAGACACGUUCUUGUUGUAAUAAGUAAGAAGCACAGCCUAUGACAAUGUCAAACACGACCUGUAUGUCCUCUCCUGAAGCUACGGACAAUGGGCAAUACCACACCUGCGUUUUCACUGUUUGCACAGUCUUACUGAAUAACACAAAAGAGAUUAGCUUAUAAUGACUUAAUGAAAAGCUUUUGUGGGCCAGUUAUGUCGUCUGCACCAAUAGCGUUCUGCMCACUGUUGUUUARGAGAUCUAUUUAAAGAGUCACAUCAAGCUGAAAAUUGAAAGGAUGAAAGGUGCAGUCAUUAAUCUAUAACUAUUCAGAUAAAAAAUAAUUUAGACUAAAAACUAAAAGGAUGGAGAGUGCAAUCUUUCUGCUGAGUUUGCUGAUUUUUGGAUGUUCCCAAGCUGAAACCGAGUGCACGACUCGCAGAUGUCUGGCUCAAAUGUUAAUUAGUGAAGCAUAUUUAUCUCCACCUCAGUCUGAGAACUGCACCUUACUUGUUGACGUUCCAUUAAUUGAGUACGAAACGCUAUCAGUCGACAUGAAGGAACUGCAUGUAAUGAGUCGUCUGCAGGUUACAAUUGCAUGGGUGGAUCCAGAGCUGGCGUGGAACACAUCARUAUAUCCAUUUGRAAAACUCAUUUUGCCAGUAGAUACAGUGUGGACCCCAUAUAUCGCUAUAGAAAAUGGAAAAAGCUCCAUGGAGCAUGAUUCACCUGAUCUCGUGGUGUACAGUAAUGGCACAGUGGGGCACAAGGUGGUCAUAAUUGCAGAAGUGAACUGUGGAAUCAAYCUGUUCAACUAUCCUUUUGCUUUUGAUGUGUGCCCCGUUGGACUUAAAUCCACCCCACCACAUGAAUGUGGCAUAAGCAUAAAAGUCGAUCAUGUGAGGUUGGCAGAGAGUUCGCGUGGAGACUGGGAAACGGAAGAAGUGAAGCUGGGAAAAAAGCGAGAGGAUCGCAAUUUUAUUGACGUGUCUCUAAGGAUCAGAUAUACCAACCCAUUCAUCACAUUACUCCUGCCCACUAUCUUGAUCAUGGUGGCUGAUAUAGUCAGCGGUGCUCUGCCACUGCAAGGUGGUGAGCGCAACUCUUUCAAGGUUACCUUGGUGCUCAGCUUCACCAUGUUCCUGAACAUUCUCACCACCGUGCUUCCUGGAGACAGCAAGUGCAGCCCAAUCAUCCGAAUCCAUUUCUGUGUUUGCCAAGUCCUGAUGGUGAUAAGCAUGUUGGUAUCCAUAUUGUUGACAAGGGUGUCUCAAGAUGGGCUGGAUUUUUUCACCUGCUUCUAUAAAAGGCCUGCCCCUCAAAAUGCAGAAGACAACAAAGAAAAUGAGGAUGCAGAGACCAAAGGUGUCAUCAGUGUCGUUCAGCAAGGUCUUUCUGAGGACUCUAAAAUGCUCCAGAAGAUGGUCAGAUUCAUAGAGGCUGUUGACACCAAACAGGAAGAAAGUGAACGUCAUCAGAAACUUGCAGAUAAACUGGACAAAAUCUUUUUCUGGUUGUAUCUUAUUUUUAGCUCUGGAUAUGUUGUUGCCAUGACUUAUGUUAUGAUACAGUACACAUGCGACAUUGAUCAUUUUAAAUUUUGGGACUAAUGCAACAUAGAAGAUAAUGACUAAUUGUUUUUGACCUCUUAUUUAUUAUAAUAUAGCAUUAGAACCCCAUGAUAGAAUUCUUAGCUAAAAACUUAUAUACUCUUAAACCAUGUAACUAACUGUUAGUCAAACUUUCUAUUAUAUUCUACUUCAUCAGUUCAAGGGAGGUUUAUUUGUAUAGCUCAAGUCUUCACUACAAACAAGAAAUAUGGUGAAAGAAUAACAACAGAAUGCAAGCUUCACAAGCUAAAAAUACAAGUUCAAACUAAUUCAUGGCUUGUCCAAAACAAAACAAAUUCACUAACUGGAUUUACCAAAGAAAAUAGGAAAGAGACAACCACGAUAAUUAUUGCAAGGAUGAUUAUGUUUCACAUAUUCAAAUGUUAUUUAACUUUAACAGAUGGGCAUGGAAAAGAUGUUCAUUUGUUUCAGAAGGGUCAAAUCUGAUCUCUAACCUUUCUUUUCUAGAACCAAAAACUACAACCAAAAACUUGCUUUUCUGCAUUAAGUUAGCAGAAAAUCCUGACAUGCAUAUUCUGGACACAGUGGGCAUUUGCCUUUACGCAGAAACAUCAGGGGUCAAAGAUGAGAUGUUGUGACAAAGCCAUUUUUUUUAAAUCAAAAAUGAGUGAUGAAUGGCUUUUCUUAGGUGUUUUACCAAAUGAGUUAUUUUCCUGUAAUUACCAUAAUUAUUUUUGAGGAAUCCAGAUUAGGAUUUGUUAAGAGAUCACUGCAGUUCAUGACUUCCACAAAAUAAAGACUGAAAAGGUUAAUUUACUAUCUUGCAUAUUUUUGAUGCAACACAGCUAAAAACUUCUUGGAUCAAUGUAAAGGCUGUAAUUAACAGGUGGUUUGUGUUAGAAACUCAGUUGCAUAGUGGUGUAGUUGUUAGUGCUGUUGUCUUGCAGGAAGAUGGUCCUGGGAAGCAAUCCUAACUUGCACUAUGUCUGCAUGAAGUUUGAAUGGCUUCAUCAUGUACAUAAAUGUUAUUCUAGGUGUGAAUGUUCUCAUGCAAGUUGUUUAUUAUAUGAUGCUCUUUGAUGAACAGGUGAACUUGUGAAGGACGUACCACGCAGAUAGGCACCAGGGCCCAUGUGGUCUUACUAGAAUAUGUGUGUAUAGACAAUAGAUGGAGGAAUAGAUGCAUUAAUGAUUGUGAAGCCACAGAGACCAGAGAUGUAACUAUACAUUUCUUGCGUUAUUCUUUAUUUUAUCUGUUAAAUAAAACAAAUAUAUUCCCUA